GUGGGGGUGGGUUAGUUUGUGUGCGUGUCUUCACGAGCCAUGUCGUCCACCGUGAAAAGUGUGAAAGUCACCUACACGCCGGUGAAUGAGCAGGACACGUUUACGUACGGAGACCUGGUGUCCGGCCAGGUGGUCGUGGAGGUGCUGAAAGACUGCGAGAUCGAGUCUCUGUCUGUGAAGUUCAAAGGAAAAGCAGAAGUCUUGUGGACCGAGAGAUACGGACAGACCACCGUUGUUUACAGCUCCAAGGACAAGUACUUCAGUCUGAAGCAUCACUUCAUCAAGAAGGACAAAGACGACCAACCACUUCUUUCAAGCCAGAAUGGAGAAACAUACAGUAGUGUUGUUGCCCCGGGAUUCCACACCUACCCAUUCACCUUUCAGUUCCCUUCCAAUAGGAGUUUGCCGUCCUCCUUCAAGGGUUCUGUUGGUAAGAUCGUGUACUUGCUGGAAGCCAGGCUGAGCAGAUCGAUGAGACUUGCCAAGAAAGAUACGUCUAAGUUGAACUUCCUUGCAGGAGCCGACCUGAACAGUGACCCUAAGCUACUGGCACCACAGCAGGACUCUAAGGACAAAAAAUUGAAGUUUUUCAACUCAGGAUCAGUAGCCAUGGAUGUACAUCUAGAGAGAACCGGUUUCUUCCAAGGAGAAAGGUUGAAGGUGGUGGCCAACAUCCAGAACAACUCCGCCCGGGAAAUCAAGCCCAAGUACACCGUGUACAGAAAGCACAGCUUCUUUGCCGGUGGGAAGAGAAGAUUGGAUACUAAAGAUGUCUUCAGGGAGGUGGGAGAACCCAUCCCACCUAAUACUAACGAAAUCGUGACGAGGUUCAUCGCCAUUCCCCAUGAUGUGGAGCCCUCCAUCCACAACUGCAGCAUCAUCACAGUAGAACACAGACUUAGGGUGUAUCUCGAUGUCAAAUAUGCUUCAGACCCAGAGAUCAAGUUACCCAUUGUCAUUCUGCCGGCGGGUCAGGGUUCCGCUGUGGCCCCACCACCUGCUGACUCUGACUUUGGGUGUGGAUUUCCGAGCGAAAAAUCCGGUAAUCCAGAGAUGGGAGGCUGGGGCGCUGCAGCACCUCAUCCGCCAACCCAAGCCUUUGGUCCCCCCCCUGCCUACUGCGAACACGAGAUGUACCCUCCUACGACAGAUUAUGACAACAAGUAUGAGUCCUGAGAAGGUGUGUCGACAUUUCAAGGAAAUGGAAUUAAGAGAAAAGGAAGAAAAGGAAUUUUUAUAUGUGUUUGUAUUGAAGAAUGUAGUGAAACAAGCUACCUCUUUCAAUACUUUCUUUUUUUGCAUGAUAGAGGGCGCUUGUUUUUCUAAAAAUGAGAAUGUUUUUUAUUUCAUAGAUACUGCUUUUACCUCCUGCUGUGUACUUUGUAUUGCAUUGUGCAAGUAUUCAAGCUAUUUCAAAGUCGGUCUUUAGGCUGAAUGAUCUUGUGAUGUGUUUUAUUCCAUUUAACUUAUUCAACUCAUUGUCCGUUACAUUUCUUUAGGAAACUGCUUUUGAAAUAGACUUGCAGACUGUUACCUGGUUUCCAAAUGAACACUGAUUAGCUAGAGUUACUACGACUGUUUCUGUACAAAUGAGUCAUGGCCCAAAAUACUUGUACUUUUACUCAGAACUGGUGAAAAGUAGGAAGUGAGGAUUCUACUUCUCACCUGUUACCCUUUUAGAGUGAAUGUAAAUUUGGACUGAAAUCCUACCCUGUACAACAGCUGUAACCCAGGAACAAUAAAGUAUUAAACUUGA
Platichthys flesus (European flounder) is the source of this 1756-nucleotide messenger RNA. RefSeq names its product arrestin domain-containing protein 2-like. The record is from RefSeq and is a predicted model, not a curated record. The transcript has 7 exons. Lineage: Eukaryota; Metazoa; Chordata; Actinopteri; Pleuronectiformes; Pleuronectidae. Gene Ontology annotation, biological process: protein transport. Bases 40 to 1176 code for a protein of 378 amino acids. Gene Ontology annotation, cellular component: cytoplasm; plasma membrane.